CCGUUAUGGUUCCCAAACACUUGGAGCUUCUUAGUUAACCUUGUCUCAAAAAUUCCUCAAUGCUCCCAAUUUCUUAUGUUAAUUCUCUCCAUCUCUAUCACACAAUUCGGCCCUCUGGUAGAAACAAAAACAAAAGAAAGAAAGGGAACCUAGUAAAUUCCGCUCAACAAUGCUAUAACAAUCGCCCUCACCCUGUGUUUUACAAUUUCCUUUCAGUUCCAUCAGGAAACGACACACACUCCCCCUCCAUGGCUUCUGACGCUGACGGCGGCAGCUUCCUUUCCACGGACUUCAGAAAGGAAGCGGAGGAAGUGGUGGAUCACAGCGGCACCGCCCAUGAACUCUGCCUCCCUCACCGCCGCCAUUGUCUUUCCUUGAUGGAUGACACUGCUGCAAGCAGAUGGGUCAUUUCCUUCUCUGACGAAUUCAGGCAUCACAAAAAAUUCAAACUUGAACCUGACUCGAUCGCAAUUGAUGAUGGUGGUGGAAGCAGUGCCCACGGUAGCACUAGCCUCAGCCUCAGCCGCAGCAGCAGCUCUGAUAGCUUGAGCACUGGCUUCCGUGCCCACAUCUGGACUUACAAUCAGCGUUAUGUGGCGGCGGAGGCCGUGGAGGAAGCCGCCGCCGCCAUCAUUAAUGCAGAGGAGAGCGCGGCCGAGGAGGAUGCUAGUGCUGAUGGGAUGAGGCUUUUACAUCUUCUUGUUGCAUGUGCUGAGGCUGUGGCUUGCCGAGAUAGGUCUCAUGCUUCGAUUCUUCUAUCAGAGCUUCGAGCCAAUGCUUUGGUUCUCGGCUCUUCCUUCCAGCGAGUGGCUUCUUGUUUUGUCCAAGGCCUCGCCGACCGCCUCGCCUUGGUUCAGCCACUUGGGUAUGUUGGGUUUGGGCUGCCCAUGAUGAGCAGAGCAGACCAUUCCUCUGAGAGGAAGAAAAAGGAGGAGGCCUUAAAUCUGGUCUAUGAGAUAUACCCACAUAUCCAGUUUGGGCAUUUUGUGGCCAAUUCUUCAAUAUUGGAAGUCUUUGAGGGAGAGAAUUCUGUGCAUGUGCUGGAUUUGGGGAUGGCGUUUGGAUUGCCAUAUGGCCAUCAAUGGCGCAGCCUCAUCGAGAGCCUCGCCGAGUGUCCGAACCGGCAGCUGCUGCGUGUCACAGGCAUUGGCCUCUCUGUAAACAGAUACAGAUUGAUGGGGGAGAAGCUGAAGUCCCACGCAGAAGAGUUUGGAGUUCAAGUGGAGGUGUUAGCAGUAGAGGGAAACUUAGAAAAUCUCCGCCCCCAAGACAUAAAGCUUCACGAUGGUGAAGCUCUGGUAAUCACCAGCAUUUUUCAGAUGCAUGGUGUGGUUAAAGAAAGUAGAGGAGCUCUAACCUCAGUUCUUCGCAUGAUCUAUGACCUUUCCCCCAAGGCUCUGGUUCUAGUGGAGCAAGAUUCAAAUCACAAUGGACCCUUUUUUCUUGGGAGAUUCAUGGAAGCUCUGCACUACUAUUCUGCUAUAUUUGAUUCAUUGGACGCCAUGUUGCCCAAAUAUGACACAAGAAGAGCUAAGAUUGAGCAAUUCUAUUUUGCUGAGGAGAUAAAGAACAUAGUGAGCUGCGAGGGAAUGGCAAGGGUUGAGAGACAUGAGAGAGUUGAUCAAUGGCGGAGGAGGAUGAGCAGGGCAGGGUUCCAAGCCGCACCCAUUAAAGUAAUGGCACAGGGCAAGCAGUGGAUCGGGAAGUUUAAGGCUAGUGAAAGCUACACAGUUGUGGAAGAAAAGGGGUGUUUGGUUCUUGGUUGGAAGUCUAAGCCCAUUGUUGCAGCCUCCUGCUGGAAAUGCUAA
Messenger RNA from Cucurbita moschata (crookneck pumpkin), 1808 nucleotides. Its product is annotated as DELLA protein RGL1-like. Bases 60 to 1808 code for a protein of 582 amino acids. Gene Ontology annotation, biological process: regulation of DNA-templated transcription. Gene Ontology annotation, molecular function: DNA-binding transcription factor activity; sequence-specific DNA binding. Gene Ontology annotation, cellular component: nucleus. NCBI's taxonomy places the organism in Eukaryota, Viridiplantae, Streptophyta, Magnoliopsida, Cucurbitales, Cucurbitaceae. The transcript has a single exon. The record is from RefSeq and is a predicted model, not a curated record.